CCCUCACGGUUAGGCUCAGCUGUUCUAAGCCUGGAAACUAGUAGACCCCAGACCACCGCGGUAUAGUUUUUUUGAAGAAGACAAUAUGGCGAACAAAAUUCUUUCAAAAAAGACUACGAAUAAAUGGGCUAUUGACUUGACUGGGAGGCCCAAGUAUGUCCCUGAUCGGCAGUUUCAAUUAURCGCGUCUGACCUACCAGCACCUCUUGGUUACACUGAGAAUCGCGUACAACAUGAACCUAGGGACUUGAAUAGCACGCAUCUUGUGGCGAAGAAAACAUGGGACAUUGCUCUGGGUCCCUUCAAACAGAUCCCGAUGAACUUGUUCAUAAUGUACAUGGCUGGUAAUUCCAUCUCUAUCUUCCCCAUUAUGAUGGUUGGAAUGAUGUUUCUUCGACCUGUCAAAGCAUUGUUGGCCAUUAAAUCAACUUAUAAAGCAAUUGAAGGAGAUCAUGACAGUGCUUACCUACAGAAAAUAAUCUAUUUCCUUGGCAACCUGAGCCUUGUUAUCUUGGCGUUGUACAAGUGUCACUCCAUGGGGUUACUACCCACAGCUACAUCUGAUUGGUUAGAAUUUAUGGAACGCAAAACGAGACCUGAAUUUAGUGGUGGUGGUAUUGUGUUAUAGAGCGUUUACACACACGUGACAAGGCAGCCAUAUUGGUGUACCAAACAAUAGAAACUGUCUGCACAGUUUUUGCAUAAAAAUAGAGCUCAAUUCCCAGAUAGAAAAUGUAUUGUUUUGGUACACCAACAUGGCCACUGUGACGUCACAUGAAAACACUCUACAGAGGCUAGCCAUCAAGAAGUUAUCUCUUAAAGACAUGACGCUAGCCAUCAAGAAGUUAACUCUUAAAUACUAUUCACUGCAUACUAUCAGUGAUGCUUUCCAAUGAAACAUUCAUAUUCAGUUAAUAUGUAACUAGUUCGAUUCUCUCUCCUCAAAGCUGUGGUGGGUCCAGCACAUACAAUGCUAGGGUGAUUACCACCAUAUAGGUAUGUGGGUUGAUCUAACAGCAGUCAUAAAAACCCUAUAUAUAUACCACUGAUUCUUUAUCAUUUAAAAUACCAAAAAAUAAUAUGAAGUAUUUAUACAUGUACGCAAUAAAAAUAUGGUGGUCAAUUUAGAUAGCUAUUGUGACAGACUGACUAGCCCCGCUAACAUGUAAAAAAAGGCUAGUCAGUCCAGAACCAAUAGUUAUUCAAAUUGGUCACCAUUAUUAUUUCAAAUUGGUGUAUAAUCAUUGAGAGCUGAAGAUGAACAAAGAGAAAUAAAACUGGCUUAAUAAUGA
Molecule: messenger RNA, 1292 nt
Organism: Actinia tenebrosa (Australian red waratah sea anemone)
Lineage: Eukaryota; Metazoa; Cnidaria; Anthozoa; Actiniaria; Actiniidae
Product: ER membrane protein complex subunit 4
Source: RefSeq, a predicted model, not a curated record